This is a messenger RNA of Aspergillus affinis, 543 nucleotides long. RefSeq lists its product as uncharacterized. Lineage: Eukaryota; Fungi; Ascomycota; Eurotiomycetes; Eurotiales; Aspergillaceae. Bases 1 to 543 code for a protein of 180 amino acids. The record is from RefSeq and is a predicted model, not a curated record. The transcript has a single exon.
AUGAAACAAGCCCUAGUCUCAUACGGUCUGGCUAUCGUCAACUUGCAGCGCCUGAUGCGUGUGAAGGAGCUAUUCGCAAAAGCUGAUCAAAGCAGGCAUGACCAAGAACGUCGUUAUUCAUCUCAUGCUUUUUGGGACUAUAUGGAGUACCCAGACUGGAUUCUGCUUGAAAUUGACGCAAACAUGCAGAUACGCCAGGAGCAAGUUUCUGUAGCACUGGGGAUGGCCGGUCCUACCUCAGGAUCAAAUUCUGUCCCUGCAGGUGAACAUGGGCCAAAGCAAAUUUCAGUUAUCAUGCUGAUAGUCGCAUGCGCAUUGACUAAUUGUGGAAACCUUGUUAGGCUUCUAGUACCAAAAGCACUUACAACUCAGACCGCGCAGGUUCUUCGCGACCGGCUAGGAGGCCUGGUCGGCAAGGAGCUCAUACACAUUCCAUUCUCACGGCGCACUCCCACGACCAGACUUCCGCAAAACCCAACUUGGGUCGAAGGUCUUGACCCAAAACCCAACCCGGACCCAACCCGGACCCAAUGCUGGUGUUGA